AUGGCUGAGCAGCUGCAGGUCGCCCUUGGUCUCAGAGAUGCAGUGAAGCGAUGGUGCUUGUUUCCCGCGCCAUCAAAAGGGCCUACAGGCCCGUCAUCUAGCCUGACCAAUCCGGAGCGUUAUCUUCCGGUCGGGGGGUUUCUAGACCAGCUGUUGCUGGUGGGAGCUCUGAAGGAGGCUGGUGCGGCGCCACUGCCUACGCAUCUUUUCCCAGAGGAGGCAGCAGGCCACCAGGACUCCGAGGACUUCGGCUCCCCACUUUCUCCUGUUCAAACACCCAGCUCACGUAGCCGCUGCAGCACCUUCCGCAGCGACUUCGACAGCCACUCAGCUCCUGUGUCCGCUCUGCAGGAAGGGCCAUUCCCCUUGCGGCACCCGCAGGAGAGGGCCGAACAAACGGCCUCAGUCGCUGCUGACGCGCAGCCCUCAAUAGAAUCUCAGCGGAGCCUCGCGACCCCGCGGAAGGGCCAGAUUAGGUGUGCUUCUCUCCAGUCAGAGUCUCAGCUUCGCACGGAGGGGCGCGAGGCUUCAUCUGCAACGUUGAAAGCUCUUCUGGUGCCACCCAAGACGCAUCUGCCUUCCUCUUGCGCUGAACAAACGCAAGAGCCCGCGGGAGAUGCAACAAAGGCCGACGAGAACUUCACUUCUGCGGACCAGCAAAAAUGCAGGCAGCACCAGCAGCGGCCGUCCCACACGGCGAAGCAGCCCAAGUCAGCCGCAGCGAAACUAAACACAGAUAAGGGCACGAAGCGAAGAUCAGAAUCACAUGGAGCUCUUCGAGGAAUGUACUCAGAGGCAACUGGGACGCCAGCUCCAGCAGUUACAAGAGGGCCAGCCCCAAGUCUGCAACUCACAAGGGAUUCGGCAGUUCGUGCUGAGGGGCCGCCUCAAAAGCGGCAGGCUGUUGGGAGGCGUCGAGGGGAGGCUGCAGCUCUUAUCCGCAGCAGCAGCGUCAAUAGUGGCGGUCUGAAGGGUGCAGCAGCUGGGGUCCAAAAAACAGCUUCUGCAACUAGAGGCGCUUCUGCUGGGGCGUUGCACAGCACCGGUUGCAGGAUAAACACUACAGCAAAACUUUCGCACGUCAAAUCGAAACAGCCCUCCCAGGUGCAAACUCAGGAGCGGCAGCAGCAGCAGCAGCAGCUUGAAGGCUCUCUUUCGUCACCAGCGUGUCAGUCUUUACCGUUCAUGGAAAGCUCAGGCGACAUUGAAGUGGACAGUGCAACAAAAAGUGCCGCUGCUGCUGCUGCACUUGCAGCUGCUCGCUGCAGCAGCGCUCAAGAUAGUAGCCAGGACCCGCUAAGUGCGUUCGCCGCCGAAUGGCUGCUGGGUUGCCAGCAAAGACUUCUCGCAGCGAGUGGAGAGGCACCAGAGAGACCUGCAAACAGCAGCUCCGGCGAUCGGAUACCUGAGGCGGCUCGGCCCGUGCCUAUUGCAGGUGGCUGUCCUGGGAGGCAAGGGGAUCUUCACAAGCUGCAGAUCACAAAGAAAAGGCUGAAGCAGGAACUCAGGGCGUACAACACCGCUUUUGCCUCAUACUUUGGACGCCAACCGCUAAAGCAAGAUAAGGAGCCGCUCAGGCCAUUGUACAUGCAUUACCAGCGUAUUAAACAAUGCAUAGAGCAUCUAAUGGCAGCAGAAGGAAACGGGCACACUGCUGUUGAAAGUGAUACGCCAAACGCAGUAGAUGCCGCCGCAUCACAGACUGCCACCGCAAGUGCUGCCACCAGUACGCGACGCAAAAGUCCUAGCGCCAGUUCUUCCCCAACAACAAAUUCCCCAACGUGCGCCAUGAAGAGGCUCAGGAAGAGCCGAAGUCUGCGUCUUGCAGACGGCCUCAGCCCCAAGGCAGCCCAACGACUAGGGAACAGCGGUGGCGGGCAUAGGUCACCUGUAAUUGCCAAAGAGAAAUCAUGGAGUAAGCUCUCUGCCUAUGACAGGCAGCAGCUUUUGCAACAGAAACGGGAAGAAAUGACAUUUCAGCUGCACCAGCUGAAGCGGGAACGCCGCUUGCUAGGUGACAAACUUGCAGCAUAUCACCUUCGCUUUAAACAGGAACACGGCAGGCCCCUGAGGCUGAAGGCUGACAUUACGCCUGUCCAGGAAGAAUACAAGCUGUAUGUAGAAACUACGAGACAGCUUGACGCCUUGGCAUUUGCUUUGCAAAACCAGCCGUUAUGA
Eimeria necatrix is the source of this 2178-nucleotide messenger RNA. RefSeq lists its product as hypothetical. The transcript has 2 exons. The record is from RefSeq and is a predicted model, not a curated record. Bases 1 to 2178 code for a protein of 725 amino acids. NCBI's taxonomy places the organism in Eukaryota, Apicomplexa, Conoidasida, Eucoccidiorida, Eimeriidae.